UUUCUCACUCACCGUUCACUGUAUGUCAACGCCCCUGCAGUUGUGAUCACCAGCAAUGAAACGUUCCGAAUAUACCGCACUGUAAUGGUAGCAGUCCUCAGGCGCUUCUUCAACGACGUUCCAUAUCAACCCAGUUGCUGGUCUGUAUCACUUCGUUCACUAUGGAAGCAUUCAUUGGUCGUACACGAGCCUCCUUGAUCUCAUCUUGCAGGUUGUGCAGCGCUUGCAGAAGCCGUAUCAUAUCUUCAAGACUUGUAAGACUUAAUGCUAGAUGCGACAUGGCACAACGCCGCCUCAAAGGAAACAUCGCAGCUCCUGGAGAACAGGCUCAACCUCUGCAAGGGUUCUAUGCAGAUCUCCUCGAGAACCCGGUACAUUCAGCACAAAAUAGAACGAGAUCACAGCCUGCGCCACUACCCCCAGACGACUUAUCUAUGAACGAGAAAGACGAGAGACUACGGAGGGCACGAGUAGUUUUUGGCUCAAGACUUGCCGGCCCUCGAGAGCGCGAAGACCAACUUCGGCGCGAGUCUACCACUAUAGCUGGUGUCAUAGUCCCUCCUCGACCUAGCGAGCCAGAUAACUGUUGUAUGAGUGGCUGUGUUAACUGCGUAUGGGAUCGCUACAGAGACGAGUUGGAAGAUUGGGCAGCUGCGAGCGCGGAGGCACGUGUGAAGUUGCAAUCGCAGAGUGGAGAGCAAGUCACGGAGGAAAUAGGCACAGCCCCUGCUACGCCUUUACACGCGGCUGUAAACAAGGACGAUGACGGCGGGAGGAGAGACACGAAUUGGACAGCUUCUGAAGAUUCGUCGGCGGACUUGUUUAGCGAUAUACCCGUGGGAAUUCGAGAGUUCAUGAGGAUGGAAAAGAAGCUUAAGCAGAGGCAUCAGCAGGAACGAGUUCUUGAAGGUUGAAUGCAGUAGAUAUGUAGCAUUAACUCUGUGAUGCGUGCGUUCUAUAGUGUGCAGCCGUAUCGUUCG
Messenger RNA from Pseudovirgaria hyperparasitica, 980 nucleotides. RefSeq lists its product as uncharacterized. The transcript is spliced from 2 exons. Bases 162 to 914 code for a protein of 250 amino acids. The record is from RefSeq and is a predicted model, not a curated record. Lineage: Eukaryota; Fungi; Ascomycota; Dothideomycetes; Acrospermales; Acrospermaceae. Gene Ontology annotation, cellular component: mitochondrion.